Messenger RNA from Scylla paramamosain (green mud crab), 2498 nucleotides. RefSeq names its product EEF1A lysine methyltransferase 1-like. NCBI's taxonomy places the organism in Eukaryota, Metazoa, Arthropoda, Malacostraca, Decapoda, Portunidae. The transcript is spliced from 4 exons. The record is from RefSeq and is a predicted model, not a curated record. Gene Ontology annotation, molecular function: protein-lysine N-methyltransferase activity. Bases 59 to 925 code for a protein of 288 amino acids.
AUGUGACCCCGUACUUACCCCUUUCCUUGCCGUGCUGUCAUCUGCAGAACGUGUUGCGAUGAACAGUGUUGAGGAAGACCAGAGGAGGAGGCGAGAGGAGGAGGAGGAGGAGGAGGACGAGUCAAUCUCCCUGUCGGUCUCUGUGUCGGAAGACUCAGAGGAGGUUCCCCAGCUGUCAGCAGCAACACUCGGAGCGCUGCUGGAAUUUUAUGGGGAGGAAGAGGAGAGGCAGGACAGACUGAGGGAUGUGCAGGAGGGAGAGAUUCCUGACACCUUUACCGAGAACUGGAACCUUAGUCAGUUCUGGUAUUCCGACACCACCUCCCAGCGCCUGGCUUCCGAAUGCCUACGAGUGGCGGGUGACAAGGGUGCCAUCGCCUGCCUCUCCUGCCCCACACUCUACCGCACCCUACGCGCUCAGGAACACCAGUGUCAGGUCAGCCUGCUUGAAUACGACACAAGAUUCGCAUGUUUUGGAAGCGACUUCUAUUUCUACGAUUACCGCUCACCCCUGGCACUUGACAACACCCUGCGUGGCGCCUUUGACCUGGUGGUGGCUGACCCCCCUCACCUCUCCACUGACUGCCUCACCAAGACCUCCCUCACGGUGCGCUAUCUUGGGAAGCCGGAAGCAAAGAUUAUCCUAUUAACCGGGGAAGUGAUGGAGGACUUGGCUGAUCGCUUGCUUGGGGCGCGAAGGAGGUCCUGGGCGCCUGAAAUUGAUCACUCUAAUAAUCUCGCAAAUCCAUUUGUGUUCUAUGCGAAUUACAGUUCCGAGGGUUGCAUUAGUGACGGUGAUGGUGGUGACAGUGACGGUGAUGAUAACAGGGAAGUGGAGAAGAAGGAGAAGGAGGAGGAGGAGGAGGAAAGGGACCGAGACAAUUGUAAUAAGGACGAGGAAAGGAGGGACAGUGUUGAAACCUGAUUAAAUGUUUAAGUGCAAUUAAUGUAUUGUCGUUAUUAUUAUUAUUAUUAUUAUUAUUGUUAUUAUUAUUAUUAUUAUUAUUAUUAUUAUUAUUAUUAUUAUUAUUAUUAUUAUUAUUAUUAUUAUAUUAUCAUAUUGUGUAUCCUAUCGUAAGGAAUACAUGGUUGUUAUGUAGAAUAUUAGUUGUUAUUGUAUUUUGUUAUUAUUAUUAUUAUUAUUAUUAUUAUUAUUAUUAUUAUUAUUAUUAUUAUUAUUAUUUAUUAUUAUUAUUAUUAGUUAUACCUCAAAAGGCUGUGUAUUGUAACUAGGUUAAAGUAAGGAUAUCUAUGCAUUUAUUAUUAUGGUAUUCAUAGUAGUAGUAGUAAUACUAGUAGUAGUAGUAGCAGUAGUAGUAGUAGUAGUAGUAGUAGUAUAGCAGAGGAAGAAGGAAAAAUAUUGAUACAAAAAACAAGAUAAAAGAUAAUUAUGGUUCUAGUAAAAAAGAAAGAAAGAAAUUAAGAAUGUGAUAUUGGGAACAGGGUAGUAGUAGUAGUAGUAGUAGUAGUAGGUGAUGGCACGAUCCUUUAAGUCUACAAACUAUUCCAUUUAAUGUAUUUUUUGUUUACUUUGUAUAUAAGUUAUUAUUUUUAGGCUAUUUUCAAGUUACAUUUCAUAUUAUUGUCAUUUAAGUGCAUCCCAUUUUAAUACUCCAACGUUUUCUGUCAUCACUCAUUUAUUUGUAAGCAUAUUUUCUAUCUAAUUAUUAUUUUAAACCAUUAGGCAUCUAUUUGACAUAUUCUUUCAUUUGUCAUUAUUAUUUCUUGUGUAUAUUUUUUUCUCAUCAGUCAUUAUUUUUAUGUAUAUUUUGUACCUAUUUAUUAGUAUUUAUAAACCAUUAAGUAUUUAUAAUUUGUUUUUCUUAUAUUUUUCUUUCAUGAAUUUUCUUAGUUGUAUUUUUAUUUUGUUUGCUAAUUACAACCAUUCAUCAUUAAGUGUACUUAUUAUUUGUAAGUUACCAUGUCACUGGACAAUAAGCUUUAUGGCAAGAUACCACAAGAGCUACCAACACUGGCUUAACAUUUUACUGCUCUCAUUAAUCAGAAAUGUGUUUGUUUUUUUCAUCAGUUUGAUUUGCAAUGCUGACUGCUAUGAAUGACAAUAAGCAUUACAUCAAAGCUUAUUUACAAAGUGCAAUAUGUUCUGUUUGUUUCGUCUUGCACCUAAAUAUUCUACACAUUCUCUUGUUUAUUUCUUCAUUCAUUUUCCAUCAGUGUUUUGACUUCAAUUAUUGUCAGUUCGUCACAUCUAUACAUUCAAAUGUUUAUUCACCUGUGUCUUGAGAAAACUUAACGUGAAUUUUCUCAUCAGUUACGUAAGGUGUCUUGUCUUAAUCUAUCGUACGUUUAUCACAUGCAUACAUUUUCUGUGACGAGCAUUUUCGUUUAUCACACUUGUUCGUACAUUUAUACCAGACAUUAUUUUUUCCACCUGUGUCUUGAAAUAACUUGACAAUUUUCCUAUCAAUGUCUUGGCAAUUAUGUAACAUUCUUAAUUUAUUGUACAUUUAUCACACCUAUACAUUCUAUGGCAAGUA